CCACCCAGCCCGCGGGACGUGGGACCGAUUUUCAACCUCAAACCACGCCAAACGCCUUAAAAUCUUAGUUAAAUUAACCAAAAUAUCACUUAAAUAGCCUACACGACAAGUUCGCGCACAAUACAUCGUAGAAAGCCUAAUAGAUCGCUAAACACAGUGCAUUACAACCUUAAACCCUUAAAAUGUGACAUGACAUAGUGGAAAACCAAUAAAAGUUCUAUCAAGACUCGUACAAUACGCUCAAGAAUUAAAGAAAAUGGGAAAUUAGCAGACAAUCUGCGUCAUUUCUUAGCAAAUGUUUUCCAAUCGUGAUUUUCGAUGCAGUGGAUAGCAUUUUCGUGCGUGUGAAAAUACUAUGGCCGAUUCUUUACCACCGGGUUGAUGUUUAGAUUAUGUUAUUAAUUGAAGACAAAAUGUUUGUUUCAAAUAGUUUUAUUUUGAAAAGAAAUUGGUUAAAGUGGUGCUGGCGGAAACGUUGGUAUGACUCAUAAAAAUAACGAAGAUAAUUACAAAAAUUUAAAGGCAAAUAGGUUUUUUUUACCUAAAUCGGUCAGUAGGUUAGGGUUUAUUUUUGUAACCGGUCAAAAUGAAUUCGUUCAACGCCCCAACGACGCAAAUCAAUUCGAUUGACAAAAUGACAACGGUCAAAUGUAAAUCCGUGGAUUUGGAAGGAUAUGUUAUUAUAGUGGUGCAAACGAAGGAUAAUAAAAUUAAAUUGUACGGAUCACCAUCGGCAGGCAACUGGGAGAACCUGGAACUGGCGGACGAAAUUAUGGACGUGAACGAAACCAGGCUCGAAGACAUGACUCGGACUGAGGUCCUGAGUCACAUACAUGAGUGCAUAUCUUCAUGCGUCAUCAAACUUCGUGUGAAGAGACGGAGUGAAACUAAACUAUUAUCAGACAUCGGGCACAACAUCAUCCAAGAUGCCUUCCUCAUCGCGGUGGAGGAGCAGGCCAGGCAACGCUUGCAGCGGCUGUCGGCGCUCAAACGGAUCACGCCGGUCGACAUGUCCAAGCUCUCUGUAGAAUUAAACAAGAGGAAACGUACGCAGCCAGAGAACAAGGAACUAAACGGGUACAUAGCAAACUCCACAGUCUAUGUGACAUCCAUAAACGAAAACGGUGCAAUCGAGAGUAAACCAACUAUAUCCUCACCGAAAUCUCAACCAAAAUCGUUACAGGCGAAACCAGCACCACUCAUAGCGAACGGUAUACAAGAGAAGAAAGAAAUCCUAGAAAACAAACCCGAGAAAAUUGACAAAGUCGAACCAGAGAAACACGAAAAGGAUUCGAGUGAGAAAAGUGUUAAAGUGAUCGUUGAAAGUGAAGUGAAGGAAAGUGAAGUGAGAAGUGAUAAAAGUGAAGUGUGCCUGAGCAACGGACGGUUCGAGAAACUAUUGGGAGAACAGCCUGAUCAUAGGAUCAGGGCUACUGCUGUUGUUGAGAGUAAUAAGCUUGGACCUGGAGAAAAAGGGCCCCGCAGGCGGUCGGGCUCCAGCAUAGUGGUGAUAGGUGCCGAAGAGGAGAAGCGCCCGCCCCCGGAUGACGAACACGACAUGCUCACCAUGCUCCCUCUCACCUCCGACACCGGCCCCCAUCGCGAGAUGCCGGUGGACGUUCCGGACAGCUUCAUCGCAAGGAACAAGACGCCGCCCCGCUACCCGCCCCCGCGACCCCCUCAGGUACGCCUCCGUACCAGGGACGACGAACCGCUCCUCUCGUCCGGCGGCUCCGGGACCUCCUUCGGCAGCAAGCAGAGCACCGUCCUCCACAGCACCAUACACACAUCCGGCCCGAGCUCCGACGGUUCUGGAUCCUUCAAGAACAACAGCACCAUCGAACUGCUAUCCCUACCCCAAAGCUCAGAUGGUUCAGCGAGCUUCGGCAGUAAAAAAAGCAAAACAUCCUCAGAAACAGAAACGACAAAAUGCGACUUACUCUCAGAAAGAUCUGAAAGCGUCGCGUCAGUGACGUCGAACACUAUUCACAACUUAAGCGACCAUAAGAUACAGCUGCUAAUUUCUAAUGGAGAAGAUUCUUUGAUAGACUGCAGGGAAGGAGUUACGUAUUCAGCUCGUACUGAUUCAGUUCUGAUCAGGGAAGCCGUAUACGCGUCGUACAAGCUUCCUCCGGGGUACGAUACGACGCCCGUGCUGCUGGGAAGGGAGGUGGCGGUAGACGUGCCCGAGAGCUUCGUGCAGAUUGUGAAAACCACCCCUAAGUACCCCGGUACCGCGGACAGAAAGAGCGUACUGUUUCAGCAGGUGAACGGCAGUGCGAGGGGCGCUCCAGCGGUGCCGCCUCGCGAGGCGCCUCGGGACGCGCCGCCUCGCCCUCCCGCGCACGAGAUCGCCAACCUCUCCAAAUACCAGGAGCAACUCCGUCAGCGAAAAGAAGCAGAGGAACGCAUCGCGGCGCAGAAUGAGUUCCUCAGGAAUUCUCUCCGCAACUCCUCCAAACUACAAGUGCUAGCCAACGAGCCUUCCAGCACCGCCUUCGUCAAUGACGCGUAUGAAGAAGAUGCCAGUGAUGAGGCUUCACAGCUGUACGCGCUUGUUGAUUACCAAGAAGUAUGUGCAGCGUUAUCAAGGAUACAGAAAGCGCUUGCGUCGAGCGGCGAAAGCGCUUUAGCAGCCAGGGUCGCGGGAACGGCCAGCGUGCUGCUAUGUCCCGCUUUACGGACAGCUUUGGCCACCAGGUCUGCUGUGCUCACGGCUACCACGCACAAGCGACCAGGGCUAUCGCCACCACAGACACAUCGGGCUACUGAUCGAUUAAAAGAUUGCAUAGAUGUACUAGGAUCGCAUACAGCGUCGGGAGGAGAAGCGUCGGCGCUAGCGGUGGAACUGCUGUCCAUACUGGGCGGGCUGGAGCUAGAGAGUCUAAUACAGGCGCACGACCAAGCGGCCGCCCUGCUCGACCCCACCUGCUUUACGAGAGGGAAGAGAAAUAAGACUGGCUUCAACAAUUACAAGGGCGACGACAAGUACCCAACGCACUCGCCGGACGACCCGAGUGAAAAUAUCAAAAUUAUUAAAAUAGAAAAAACUAAUGAACCACUUGGUGCUACAGUAAGAAAUGAAGGCGAAGCAGUAAUCAUCGGUAGGAUAGUCAGAGGAGGAGCGGCGGAAAAGUCAGGGCUACUGCACGAAGGUGAUGAGCUGUUGGAAGUAAAUGGCGUAAGCAUGCGCGGCAAAUCAGUGCACGAAGUAUGUCAGGUGUUGGGCGGGCUGGCGGGGACCCUCAGCGUGGUGCUGGCGCCGCGCGGCCGACCUCGCGCACCACCCGCACACCGCGUCCUGCACGUCCGCGCGCACUUCGACUACGAUCCUGAGGACGAUGUCUACAUACCUUGCAGGGAGCUUGGUAUCAGCUUUCAAAAAGGUGAUGUGCUACAUGUGAUAAGUCGCGAGGACCCUAACUGGUGGCAAGCCUUCCGUGAGGGAGAAGAGGAUCAGACCCUCGCGGGACUAAUACCGAGCCAGGCCUUCCAGCAUCAACGCGAAUCGAUGAAGCUAUCGCUAGCUGGGGAAGCGGGGGAGGGCGAGCGGCGCGCGCGCAAGGGAACCACGCUGCUGUGUGCGGGGCGCGCGCGGCGCCGCAAGCCACGCAAGCCUACUAGUGAGGCGGGCUACCCGCUGUAUGCUGCGUCCGCGCCUGAUGAUUACGAGCAAGACGAGAUCCUCACAUACGAAGAGGUAGCGCUGUACUACCCGCGUGCUUCCAACAAGCGGCCGAUCGUCCUCAUCGGGCCGCCCAACAUCGGCCGGCAUGAGCUUCGGCAGAGGCUGAUGGAGGACAGCUCUAGAUUCGCCGCGGCUGUGCCUCAUACGUCUCGAGCCCGCAAAGACCACGAGGCGGCGGGUCAGGACUACCACUUCAUAUCGCGCGCGCAGUUCGAAGCUGAUAUCCUCAAUAGAAAGUUCGUGGAGCACGGGGAGUACGAGAAGGCUUACUACGGUACUUCUCUGGAAGCGAUACGAGAAGUAGUGAACUCGGGCAAGAUCUGCGUACUCAACCUGCACCCGCAGUCGCUGAAGAUCCUUCGCAAUUCCGACCUCAAGCCUUAUACUGUGUUCGUGGCGCCCCCUAGCUUGGAGAAGCUGAGGCAGAAAAAAAUAAGAAACGGGGAAGCUUUUAAGGAGGAAGAGCUGAAGGAGAUUAUAGCGACGGCGAGGGACAUGGAACUCCGCUGGGGCCAUUUGUUUGACAUGAUCAUCAUUAACAACGACACACAGCGCGCCUACCACCAGCUAUUGAACGAAAUCAACAGUUUAGAGCGAGAACCACAAUGGGUCCCCGCGCACUGGCUCAAACAGACCUAGCGGGAACCCCCCACGGCUGCAUACAUCGCAGCUCAAAGACUGAACCGAGUCCAAACUCACCAGCAAAACCUUCAAUGUAACGUGAUAAAAAAUAAAGUCGGACGUGAUGUGAUACAUAAUACAAGUUACUCGUUUAACACGAAGGAAAUGCUCGCGAAACUAAUGUUUCUCUUCGAAAUGUUUACGCAAAUGGUUUUACAUUUGCUGUUUUACUUUAUAGACGCUUGCAAUGUUGAGAGGGACGUUAGUUUCAAUGGUUUAUUACGGAUUUUUAAUGAGAGAAAACGUAGGGACAGUGUUAAUGAUCGUAAUUGUGGAGCCGUAGAGAAAAAUAUAGAAUUUAGUGAUGUGUUCUCAAAUUUGAAUGGUGAUUAUUACGAGGCCCGUUGUAAACGUACUUCUGUUGCAUGAUAUUUACUUUUAUAGUUGAAACACUUGUGUCUAUGGGGAAAAUUAUUUGAAUCUUCAAUCACAGAGGGCGCUAUCUGUUUGUUUCCUGGCAAAAAGACUUGAUUAUGAAAUGUGUUCUUUUAACAAUGUUGCACCUACCGUAUUUUUAAAAGCUACCAAUUUUUAUAAAAUACAAAGUUUAUUUUUUACGCAAAUACAAUUUCGAAAGUUAAAUUAGUUAUAGUAUGCAUAGCAAUCACCAAAUCUUCUAAGAUAAUUCUAGACUAGGUAUUAUAAUAUGUUCUUAUUUUGAGAACAAAUAUUUACCGCCCUCUAGAUGGAACUAGUAUAACAAGUCUUCCCCAUAGACAAAUUUUAUUACUUGAGCAAUAUCAAAAACACUUCCAAUAAGUGCUAAUACUUAUAUUUCAAUAAACUAUAACUUUAUGUUUCAUACUAUUUGCAAUAUUAUUGAUUGGAUGUGCAUAUUACUAUAAAAAUAGUUAGCAAAUGUAUUUUUUGUACUUAAUAAAAUUUUAUUGUGUUUUAUCUGAUUCGGUAGUUGAUGGUAGUCGGAAAAAAUAGGAUGUCUUGUUACAAAAAAAUAUCCAGGGGUUUUUGUUUAAGGAUUUUUUUAGUAAUCUACACCGAAAGUGUCUAAUGAUUAGGUACUUCUAUCAUGAUAGAUGAUCAUGAUAUUUCUGUAGAGUUACUUUUACUGGUACAAAAGUUAUCGUUUUCGAAAUAUUUUAACAAAAAACUCAACUACCGAAUUCGAAAUCCUGGUGAUUGUUUAAAAUAGUUGGUUAAUGUAAUCACAGUUAAAUAAACGCAAUAUACUCAUGUACUUAACUUUUCAAGAAUAAUUGAAUAUAUAAGAAUUUUUAUCAAAGUAUUCAAAUUAUUAACUUAAAUAAUCUUAAACAAAUUAUUAAUUAUGAUAAAUUUUUAUAUUAUGUACUCUUUCAUUAUUUUAAAAGUAAAAAAAAUGCAGUAUUAUAAUCAAAAAGUAAAUUUCAAUAGACAAUUUACAGUUAUUAAUUAAUAUUGUUUCAAAUUAUAAUAAUUAUAUAAUUACAUGUCAGUUAUGAAUACCUAUAUAUCUUGUGGAUUUAUUUUACGUAUUUAAAUGAAACUGCAAUCAAUUAAUUUUAAUCAAUAAUUUAUUUAUAAAAUAUUCCUUCUUAAUCUUUCGAAUAAGGCCGUAGCUAGAAACAUAGUUUUAAAAACUUGACAUACUCAAGUACAUAAGAAAAAAUGCUGUGAAUAUAAGACUAUUGUUUUAUUAAAAAAAUAAUAUAACAUUAUUGUCAUAAGUAAAACACCUAUUUAGGUAUAUCAGGUUAAAAUAGAUCAAAUUUCCUCUACAGGUUUUAAAACCCCUCCGUAUAUUAAUUUCUGACUACGGCCCUGUUUUUGUUCAUAUGGUCUAAGCCUAAUUUUAUGGAUAUUUUAUUCUCUUUUUUUAUUUACAUACCUACAUCACUGAACUAACAAUAAAUUGAAUGGAAUUUAUAAUUUACGACUUAUAUUAUAGAACUAUUUAAGAGAACUAUUUAAUAACUACGAAAGAAUAAAAACAAUAAAAUAUUCUAUAAUUGCCAAAACUUUUUACAGUAGGUAGUUAUAAAAAUAGGUAUUUUUCAAAAAUUUCACCAUUAGCUAGC
Messenger RNA from Maniola jurtina (meadow brown), 6384 nucleotides. RefSeq names its product protein PALS1 (gene sdt). Gene Ontology annotation, biological process: establishment or maintenance of epithelial cell apical/basal polarity; protein localization to plasma membrane; morphogenesis of an epithelial sheet. The record is from RefSeq and is a predicted model, not a curated record. Gene Ontology annotation, molecular function: protein binding. Gene Ontology annotation, cellular component: plasma membrane; adherens junction. Bases 587 to 4327 code for a protein of 1246 amino acids. The transcript has 20 exons. NCBI's taxonomy places the organism in Eukaryota, Metazoa, Arthropoda, Insecta, Lepidoptera, Nymphalidae.